AUGGUAGACUCCAUCCUCAAGUCAGGCAUCGUCAAGACCUCAGACCUCCUGGACCAUGUUCGACUCGGCAACAUCGAGAAGCUGGAGGCGAUCUUCAGCGACCCGGCUGUGCGGCUGAUGGGAGGUCCCAACAUAGUGGACGAGUACGGGGUCAGUCCCAUCCACGUCGCUGCUGCCGACGGGAAUUUCGAGAUAGUCAGAUACCUUGUGCGAGCUGGCGCAGAUCCAGACCUAGCGACGAAGAAGGAGAAGCGAACAGCGUUGCACUAUGCGACUAUGAACAAGAACUUGACUCUUGUCCAAUAUUUGCUAGAGAUCGAGGCCUCGUCGGAUGUACUGGACAUCUAUGGUAAAACUGCUCUGCGGUACGCGGUCAACGAAGACGUCAUGCGCGCAAUGAAGGAGAGGAGCGAUCUGAAUCAGCACAUCAAGAAGAUCGAGAGCUACUUCCCUAAGUUCUACAGCUAUGUCGGAGGAACGAUCACAAGGCCCAAGUUGCAGCACUCGAGGGAAGUUGUGUUUGCCUACAAGCUCUACCGGGAGGAGGUGAAGGACCUCAACUACGAUCAAAACCUCGACGUUCCUCUACCUGUCGUGCCAGGUAUCGAGAGCGUGAGGCAAGCGUUAAAGCAGAUGGCUACUGGAAUAGGGGACACAGAAGGAAUCAUAUCUUUCAUGGGAAACAAGCAUGACAUCGCACAUUCACUCGAGCUGAAGAUGAUUAAAGCCUUCAUCAAGUACACCAUGUACAAGCACAAAGAAAGUUUCCAACUGCUUAUCAACGAUAUCUUCGUCGUCAGCAACUUCCGACGCUCGCACAUCGCAUCGGCCAUCACUAUCUUCUUGAUCAACAGAUGCCUGAAAGAUGACAGAAGAAUAUCCAAGGUCUUCGUUCUGAUCUCUGAGAUGCAAGGAGUGGCUGUGAAGUUCUUCCGUUCCCUGGGCUUCAGCCUCAUGCCCCAAGACGCCAUCCCCAAGAAGCUCCGGCAGUUCGGCAAGGACGUGUGGGGCAUGCAGGACACUAAGAAGAAGUUCGAGAAACUUCGAGCCGUCAUGGAGCAGGGUCUUGCCGUGCACACCGACUGGGUCACGACCUCGGACCUGCGGAAGAAGGAGGAGGAGGCACGCAAGGAAGCAGAGAGCAGGGACAUGGAGGAGUGGACCAAGAAGAUGCACGCCACCUACGAGACUCCGACCCUUCCUCGUCAGAUGCCCCCGCACAAGAGGAGGGCUGGCAGGCCUGCUCUCCCCCUCAACCUCUCCAUCCACCCUCAGGCCGUGCAGAGGAGUCUGUUAGAGCAGGGAAGAGAGAGGAGGGGAGGGAAGCCGCGCGAAGAAGAGUUUGUGUGCGAGAACGACAGGGUCCCGCGGGAGACGUUGGAGUUUUACCAUGACGACAUCUUGCGGGAGAGAGAUCGAUCUCUUGCACUUGAACGGUUGAACAACAAGUAUCAGGGAUAUUCGAAGAUCCUCGCAUGUGAAAGUCACUUGCAGCAAGCAUGGUUGUGGGAGCUCGAGCAUGACGGUGAUCAGCUCCUCCCCAAGGACUGGGUCCAGACACACGACGGGCAGGGCAACGUCCUCUACUGCAACGUGACAACCAACGAGGACCACUCGCCUCCUUCCUCCGACAACAAGUCCCUCGAAGGCUUCAUGGGGUCGGAGAUGCUGCGAAGAAUGGAGAGGAUGGAGGAGCACAAGAAGGAGAUCCUGGCCAGCAGGAAAUUCACAGAGAAAGUGGAGCAUCUUAUCGACGAGGCGCUUGCCCACGGGGCUUCGCUCCAGCAAUUCUGCAGGCGGGUGAAGGGAUCGAACCAGUUCGACGACAAGCAGCUGCGCUACAUCUUCCAGAUGGCGAAGCAGGAGAUCCGGAAAGUUGAUCCCAAGGACGACCCGAUCGAGGAGGAGGAGGAGAAGGAGGAGGCUGCAAGGAGAAAGAUCACCUUCCAGGAGCCGGCAGAGCAGGUCAAGGCAGCAAGGAAGGCAGAGAUCUUGAGCAUCGAGUCUGGGACUUCCGACGAGGACACUCCUGCUCCUCCUGCGCCGCCACCACCCCACUCUGCGAGCGAGAGGCAGGAGGAGGAGGAGCGGCAGUAUCCCUCGCACUCGCGGGUAGAGGAGUGGGUCACGAAUCAAGUCAAGAGGGAGCAUGUGGCGUGGGAGGCCGACGAGGUGCUGAGCGAGGUGCUCCCUCCUCGUAGGAUGCCUCAAAUUCACUCCUCGUCCACCUCCCCGAAGGCCAAGGACGCAGCCCCGCACGCUCCUCUCCUUGCUGCCAACUCCCAGGCGUCGAUGCGCAUGGCGUCUAGAGGAAGGGGGUCUACCAGCAGCUUCAACUUCUCCUUGGAGCGAGUGAGAUCGGGAGGAGGCGCGGGGGUAGAGAUGCUUCAGAUCGUCUCUCCUAAGGACACCACACGCCCUUCAACAGCCUUCAGCGCCGCCAGCACGGUCUGUGCCGAGGACCAUGUUCGAGUCAGAACAGCGAGCGGGAGGAGGCUCAAACCUCGUGCCUUCGGACUCCUUGUGGACUCGAGACCCGUGACGGCUGCUGGGGGGAUGCGACUGGCUCCUGUCUCCCCUCAGAUGGAGGCCGAGCUGAGGCCCAGAACUUCGAUGGUGCUACGGAGAAUCGGGACUUGUUGA
Guillardia theta CCMP2712 is the source of this 2643-nucleotide messenger RNA. RefSeq lists its product as hypothetical. Gene Ontology annotation, molecular function: protein binding. The record is from RefSeq and is a predicted model, not a curated record. The transcript is spliced from 12 exons. The coding region runs from base 1 to 2643 and encodes 880 amino acids. NCBI's taxonomy places the organism in Eukaryota, Cryptophyceae, Pyrenomonadales, Geminigeraceae.